Messenger RNA from Gymnodraco acuticeps, 3016 nucleotides. It is a transcript of the gene aifm1, whose product is annotated as apoptosis inducing factor mitochondrion associated 1. The record is from RefSeq and is a predicted model, not a curated record. Gene Ontology annotation, cellular component: mitochondrion; cytoplasm. Gene Ontology annotation, biological process: apoptotic process; mitochondrial respiratory chain complex assembly. Lineage: Eukaryota; Metazoa; Chordata; Actinopteri; Perciformes; Bathydraconidae. Gene Ontology annotation, molecular function: FAD binding; protein dimerization activity; NAD(P)H oxidase H2O2-forming activity. The transcript has 25 exons. The coding region runs from base 192 to 2639 and encodes 815 amino acids.
UCUUCACAAUUACCCAUAACUCCCCUGAAACGUAUGACCUGUCUCUGGCCUUGGAGUGUGGCGCGGUGCUGCUAGUUGUCGGUCUCUCAGUGUGUGCUGGCUGUUGGACUUAAUUUGUGCUAACUGUCUAGUGUUCCUGUCCGACAACUCCGCUAGUAAUCUGGGGACCGUUACGGCGGAGCUGAGCAACAAUGCUGAAAUGUAGAACUGUAUGGAAAAAGCUUGCACCACUUGCUAGAGCUUCAUCCACGCUCUGCCGGCAGAAUGUGAGGAGAACAGCAUUAAACAAUGGCAGAACACCAGCAUAUGUGUCUGCGGCUCACAUGUCCAGUGGGCCUGCAGGGGGAGGUCGUGCAAACCAGAUGUAUGUCCUUCUGGUUGGAGCAGCCUGCGUCGGGGGUGGAGUAUACACAUACCGAACUGUCAAGGGAGAUGGCCAAAGAUAUCAGGAACGUAUUGAAGAAAUCUCCUCCCGACCAAAUAAAACACAAGCCUCCUACAUCCAGACAGAGCCUCCUGCUGUGGAAGCCACUGAGACAGAAGCCGUCCCUGAGCCAGAACCUGAAGCAGCCCCUUCAUCAGGAGAGCCGAGCCCUCCAGCCGCUGACGUUGAAGCAGUGAUCCCCACUGAGACAACUGAAGCCCCCCCUGAAACAUCUGAAGCCCCCCCAGCAGAGGAGCCAGUGGUAGAAGUCCCCCCAGAGGAGGCAGCAGAACCCCCUGCUGCUCCUGUAGUUGAGGAGGAACCAUCAGCAGCAGAGCCAGUGGUAGAAGCCCCCCCAGAGGAGGCAGCAGAGCCCCCUGCUGCACCUGUAGUGGAGGAGGCAGAACCAUUCGCCCCCUCUGAGCCCCCCCCAGCCGAGCUAACAGAGCCCCCUGCAGCUGUUGAGGAGAGCGAACCUACAGCAGCAGCAGCAGCAGCAGAGCCCGCCGAGCCUCAGCCUGAAGCUGUGGCAGAGAGCGCAGCAGAGCCAGUGGUAGAAGCCCCCCCAGAGGAGGCAGCUGAACCCCCUGCUGCUCCUGUAGUGGAGGAGGCAGAACCCUCCGCCCCCUGUGAGCCCCCCCCAGCCGAGCUAACAGAGCCCCCUGCAGCUGUUGAGAGCGAACCUGCAGCAGCAGCAGCAGCAGCAGAGCCUCAGCCUGAAGCUGUGGCAGAGAGCGGAGACUCUGCAGCUGCCUCUCUCAAGGUCCCCUCACACGCCCCCUACCUCCUUAUUGGAGGAGGUACCGCCUCCUUCGCUGCCGCCCGGUCUAUUCGAGCCAGAGACCCCGGUGCCAAGGUGCUGAUUGUGACUGAAGAGCCAGACGCUCCAUACAUGAGACCCCCUCUUUCCAAAGAGCUGUGGUUCUCUGAUGACCCCAGUGUGACGGAAACACUGCGUUUCAAGCAGUGGAAUGGAAAGGAAAGGAGUAUCUUCUUCCAGCCACCAUCAUUCUACAUCACUGCAGAGGAAUUGAGUAGUGCAGAAAAUGGCGGAGUGGCCAUUCUCACAAACAGAAAGGUGGUUCACAUGGACGUGAGAGGAAACAAAAUCAAACUGGACGAUGACACUGAGAUUUCAUACGACAAGUGUCUGAUUGCUACUGGUGGUGUGCCAAGAAAUCUCCAGGUCAUUGAAAGAGCAGGAGAGGAGGUGAUGCAGAAGACAACGUUGUUCCGCAAGAUCGAGGACUUCAAAGAACUUGACAAGGUCUCCCGAAACGUCAAAUCCAUCACUAUCAUCGGAGGUGGAUUCCUGGGCAGUGAGCUGGCCUGUGCCCUCGGCAGGAGAUCAUCAGAGUUUGACCUGGAGGUGAUACAGAUGUACCCUGAGAAAGGCAACAUGGGAAAAGUCUUGCCUGAGUAUCUGAGCAACUGGACAACAGAAAAAGUCAAGAGCGAGGGUGUGAAAAUAAUCUCAGAAGCUUUGGUGAAAUCUGUGGUCUCCAAAGAUGACCAGUUAGAAAUCCAGCUGAAGGAUGGCCGAUUGGUGAAAACGGACCACAUCGUGGCAGCUGUUGGCCUGGAGCCCAAUGUGGACCUUGCCAAGUCAGCAGGUCUGGAGGUGGACUCUGACUUUGGAGGCUUCCGGGUCAAUGCAGAGCUGCAAGCUAGAUCCAACAUUUGGGUGGCGGGAGAUGCUGCGUGCUUCUACGACAUCAGACUGGGCCGCAGACGGGUGGAGCACCAUGAUCACGCCGUGGUGAGCGGGAGGCUCGCAGGGGAGAACAUGACCGGAGCCAACAAACCAUACUGGCAUCAGUCCAUGUUCUGGAGCGACCUUGGGCCUGAUGUGGGCUACGAGGCCAUUGGGAUCGUUGACAGCAGCCUACCAACAGUAGGAGUGUUUGCCAAAGCCACUGCCAAGGAUACGCCUAGAGCUGCCACAGAGCUGUCAGGAACUGGAAUCCGGUCAGAGAGUGAGACAGAAGACACAGCCACCAGCCCAGUGGCCUCCUCCACGCCCGCUCCCUCUGGAUCCCACAAAGACGAGUACGGAAAGGGAGUCAUCUUCUACCUGAGGGACAAGGUGGUGGUGGGCAUCAUCCUGUGGAACGUGUUCAACAGGAUGCCCAUCGCUAGGAAGAUCAUCAAGGACGGCGAGGAACACUCAGAUCUGAACGAAGUUGCCAAACUGUUCAACAUCCACGACGAUUAAGAUGGCCGCCACUUAUGAAAGCAACGUUUCAUGUUAAAACUGAACUUUGGCAGGCAUUGCCUCACUCUUGAAGACACAACCGAUCACACAAGAAAAAACAACAGCGUUCAUGUAAAUGAUGUCAUGUCGCUGAAAUGUGUUUCAUAAAUGGGAAUUUCUGUGUUUCACCCGUUUGCGCUUCUUUUUCUAUCCAGGAAAAAUCAUUGUCUUCUUUUCCACCCAAAACCUUUGCUCGUGUUUAGAAAAAACCCCAGAUGUGAUGUGCCAGUAGUGUCAUACCAGUUUGCACAAAUGCUGAGCGUGGAAUAUUGUGUUUCUGUGUGUGAUCAGAGCAGCUCGUCGUCAGAGAAGCUGCAAUAAAGGCUAUUUUUAAAUUG